UCCUUGUUGCCUGUUGGUGAAUCACUUUUUGACAGAUCACCAUCAGCGCGAGUGUGUGUGUAUGUUGUAGAAUUUGGAUAGCGUGCAAAUUUUCCGAAUUUUUACACAAAAUUACAAAAUAAGUUGGAAAUGAAAAUUUGGACCAGUGAACACAUUUUUAAUCAUCCUUGGGAAACUGUGGCCACAGCGGCCUGGAGGAAAUACCCUAACCCCCAUAAUCCAGCUGUAAUCGGAACCGAUGUAGUUGAAAGAAAAGUGGUCGAUGGAGUUCUACAUACACACAGACUUGUCAGUUCGAAGUGGUACUUUCCGAGAUGGACGCAAGCUUUAAUCGGAUCGGCAAAAAUUUGCUAUGCGAGUGAAAAGUCUGUGGUGAAUCCAUCCGUACGAAAAAUGAUCCUGAAUACUGUGAACUUAACAUUUUGUCGAUACGUGGCCGUCGACGAGACUCUAUGUUACACACCCCACCCGACAGAUCCCGGCAAAACACUACUGAAACAAGAAGCCGUGGUGACCGUUCAAGGCGUACCCCUAAAUAACUACAUGGAAGACUUGCUCACGAACAAAAUUUCUCUAAACGCGGGGAAGGGAAGACAGGCGAUGGAAUGGGUCAUAGGAAAAAUAAACGCUGAAGUGAAAGAUUUCACUAAGAGUACUGACGAAAUUUUGCACCAAACUAAAAAAUCAUUAGACGAUAUUACUAGUACAGCUAAAAAGUCAAUGGACGACAUCUCACAAAAAGCGAUGAAAAGUUUAGACGAUAUACAACCACUAAGGCAGAAAUUUUAAUAUUGAAAGUGUUUAGCAAAAAAUUAAUUCUGUUGUAUGACUGCAACAAGUAUUAUUGUUAUUUACAUUUUUUUAUAAUGUGCCUUUCUAAAUCUAGAGAGUAUAUAAUAUUUAUUUAUUACUAGAACUUUUAAUAUUGUAUGUACUUCAGUGUAAUUAUUGUAUGAAUGUGUGAGUGACGUCAACAACAUUCCCUUCGUAAGAAUGUUAAUCUCAAAUGUAAAUAUUUCAAUAGAAUUAAAUACGCAAGUUGA
This is a messenger RNA of Photinus pyralis (common eastern firefly), 1043 nucleotides long. RefSeq names its product protein slowmo (gene slmo). The coding region runs from base 130 to 789 and encodes 219 amino acids. Gene Ontology annotation, biological process: phospholipid transport. The record is from RefSeq and is a predicted model, not a curated record. Gene Ontology annotation, molecular function: phosphatidic acid transfer activity. The transcript is spliced from 3 exons. Gene Ontology annotation, cellular component: mitochondrial intermembrane space. NCBI's taxonomy places the organism in Eukaryota, Metazoa, Arthropoda, Insecta, Coleoptera, Lampyridae.